AUGGCGGCGGCUGCAGCGGGCGGCGUGUACGAGGCGCUCCCCCCUCCCAGCGCCUUCACCCGGGAAGGAGAGACCUGCUGGCCGUGUCCGGCCUGGACGGGAGGAUCACCGUGUGGGACAGCCGAGGAGGGGAGCUCUGCCGGGAGUACGUGCCCUCAGCCCACCUCUCCGCCACCUGUACCUGCCUGGCCUGGGGGGGCCUCAACCGGGGAUCUGGGCAGGAAAGUCAUCAGAAAAAGAAGAGGAAAUCGGAAGCGGCGAAGAAAGACGAUCAGUACGACCUCCUCGGCAUCGGCACGGCGACCGGCACCAUAUUAUUGUACAGUGUUGUCAAAGGGGAACUACAGAGCAAAUUGGUUGGUGGCCAUGAUAACAGAGUAAACUGCAUCAGGUGGCACCGGGACAACGGCUGUCUGUAUAGUUGUUCAGAAGACAAACACAUCAUAGAAUGGAACACACAGACCUGCAAAGUGAAAUGCAAAUGGAAAGGAGACAAUGGCAGCGUCAGCUGUUUAUGUAUAAGUCCAGAUGGAAAAAUGUUGCUGUCUGCGGGGCCGGACGAUCAAACUGUGGGACCUGGAAACCAAAAACCUCACCGCGCAAUUCACCGGACAUUCGUCGGCCGUCACAUCCCUCAUCUUCAUCCGACCCCCGGGGGAGUCUCACUCAUCCAGUGACACCAUGGGCCUGCAUUUCCUGUCCGGAGCGGUACAUGACCGCUUAAUCAGUGUGUGGCAGGUCCGGGCUGACAAAGAGAAGGACGCGGUUCUGUCCUUCACACUCUCAGAAUCUCCCGUGGCCAUAGACCUGGCGCCCUCCAUCAGCAAAGACGAGCCUCUGAAGCUGGCCGUGGUGUGCAAGGACGGACAGAUGCACUUAUUCCAGCACGUGUUGAAUGGGAAUCACAAGAAGCCGGUGGCUCCCACCAGUACAGUACAGAUAGCCACGUCAGGCAGUGAUGAAAGCUCCACACCAAAGCCGGUUCCCAUUCUCUCUGCUGCCAUUUACCCGGAUGGAGAAUCUAUAUUACUUUACUAUGGCAGCACCAUGCAGCCUGUCAUUGAGAAAGUGGCCCUGCGAACAGACGAACGCCAUGUUUGCUUGGUACGUGACACCCACAAGUCGGUGUCGCUUAGAAAAGAAGUCGCCGUAACCAAGAUAAAAACGCCUGUUGUCCAUAAAGACACAAAUGUCCUGGUCCCUGGAGCUCCGGGGCACAGUGCUGCUCUAUCGGUAACACCUCGGUCUCAGAAGCGGGAUGGGAAGCGGAAACCUGAUGACAAGGAGGCCACUAUCGAGGAGCGGCUUGGUGCUAUGGAUAUCGACCAUCCCAAAGUGAAGAGUAAAAGGGGACUGCCUCAGGCGGACAACUUCGCAGUGCUGCUGGUGCAGGGGUUGGAAAGCAGUGACCCCCAUAUAUUAAAUAAAGUAUUGCAGACCACCAAAGACUCCUUCAUAAAGAAUACGGUGUUGCGGAUACCGGUGUACGCUGUCAUACCGCUAAUACACGAGCUCACAAAAAGAUUACAAGGACAUCCGACCAGUGCGAUGGUGAUGGUGCGUUGGAUGAAGAUGGUCCUCCUCAAUCAUGCCUCCUAUCUGUCCUCGUUGCCAGAUUUGGCCCCCCAGCUCGGGUCCCUCUAUCAGCUCAUGGAGACGCGGGUGAAGACUCUGCAUAAAAUGUCCCGUCUGAAUGGAAAGCUUUAUCUUCUCGUCACACAGGUGACUGCGUCUGAGAUCUCCCAGAGGAUACAAACCAAUCAGGAGCCCACAGUGGUGUAUGAGGAAGAGUCUUCAGAUGAGGAGUCUGUGGAGGACGAGGAGGAGAAUGCCGACUCCGAUGAUAAUUGGGAAGAGGAGGCGGAGGUAGACGAUGAGGAUGAUGGGGAAUCUGAGGAAUCGGGAGAUUCGGAUGAGGACAUGAACGUAGACAAAGUGAAUGGCGAUUCUGAUGGAGAUCCCGGGAACGAAAGUGAAGAAGAAUAG
This is a messenger RNA of Staurois parvus, 1986 nucleotides long. NCBI's taxonomy places the organism in Eukaryota, Metazoa, Chordata, Amphibia, Anura, Ranidae. The record is from the annotation of a GenBank genome assembly.